Messenger RNA from Triticum dicoccoides, 4425 nucleotides. Its product is annotated as disease resistance protein RGA5-like. The transcript is spliced from 7 exons. The record is from RefSeq and is a predicted model, not a curated record. Gene Ontology annotation, molecular function: ATP binding; ATP hydrolysis activity; ADP binding. NCBI's taxonomy places the organism in Eukaryota, Viridiplantae, Streptophyta, Magnoliopsida, Poales, Poaceae. Gene Ontology annotation, biological process: protein phosphorylation. Bases 132 to 4214 code for a protein of 1360 amino acids.
GACAAUUUGGUCGGCGCGCUGGAGUUGGUCUCCUCUCGCUCUCACCUACCCUCUCUAAAUCUUAUCCCCAAUAGCCCCAAUUCCUCGUCUACCUCUCGGUUGAUCCUGAUUCCGCUUCCGUUGAGGCAAACAUGGAGGAUCCCCCCAUCACGGCCUCGCUCGGCCCCAUGGGUCGCCUCCUCCGGCGACUCCAUUCACUCGAGGCUUCCGAGCAUCCUCUGCCAGAGGGGCUCACUGCCAACGGGAUCCGGCUUCUCAGAGAAGGUCUAGAAGGAUUGUACGACCACCUCAAGGAUGCGCCGGAUCCAGAUCCGCACCCUGGCGCCACGCCCAAAUGGUGGACCAAGGAGGUUCGGGAGCUUGGUUACGAUACGGAGGACUUCUUCGACGAGGUUAUGCAAUCCGGUGCCGGCGAAGGCGCCAUUGUCCGCAGGAGCUCUCGCCUUACUGCAAUCUUUGGGGCUGGCAGUAGGCGGAAGCAGCGCCGGCGCCAGAUUGCGGAAGAUUUCUCACAGUUGAUGGCUCGUGUGGAUGACGCGAGAGAGAGGUGCCAAAGCUUCCAGCUUGCUCCGGCGGAGACAGCUGAUAUCAGCCGCCACAGGGCUGAUUUGUCCCUGGACCUGCCGGCGUCGGCUGUCUCCAUCUCCGACGUCGGCCUGGUCACAGCUGACCGUAGCCUAGUUGGUGUCGAGGUACCCAUGAAGAAGCUUGGUAAACUGCUGGCUUUCGGCGACCACAACCAGAACCAGCUCAAGGUGAUACCCAUCAUUGGAUCUGCAGGAGCUGGAAAAACCACUGUUGCCAGAACAAUAUAUCAUCAGUAUGGAGAGGAAUUCCAGUGCAAGGCUUUUGUACGGGUGUCCCUAAAUCCCGAUAUGAGGAGGCUUCUCACCAGCAUCCUCUCACAAACUAAGGCACCAUGGACUCAUGCCUUUUCUGAUGUGCAGGACCUUAUUGACGGUAUCAUCAAACAUCUUCAAGGAAAAAGCUACUUCAUUGUAGUCGAUGAUAUAUGGAAAUCAUCAGAAUGGGAUAUUAUUAGCCGUGCUUUUCCUGAUGGUGAUUGUUGCAGCAGAAUACUGACAACCACACAAGUUGGGGAUGUAGCAUUAGCAUGUUCUGGUUAUGAGUCAGAAUACAUAUUUGAGAUGAGACCUCUUAAUUAUGGUGAAUCUCAGAAAUUAUUCUUCAAUAAUGUUUUUGGUCCUGAAGGUGAAGAUGCUUGCCCUCAAGAGUUUGAAGCAGUUGCAGAUAGGAUUAUCAGGAAAUGCGGUGGUUUACCAUUAACAAUUGUAAAUAUAGCAAGCCUGUUGCUACCAAGCAAGCGGAACCCUGCAAUGGACCAAUGGGAGAAGGUAGAGAGUUCUCUACCCUCCACUUUGAGGACAGAUCCUACUACCCAAGGGAUGAAAGAUGUUCUAAUCCUUAUUUACAAUAAGCUUCCACUUCAUUUGAAGACAUGCUUGCUCUACCUUAGGAUGUAUCCAGAAGGCUGCACUAUCAGGAAGGAUGAUUUGGUGAAGCAAUGGCUAGCUGAAAGUUUGGUUGGUGACACUGAGUAUGGUUACUUUGACGAGCUUGUCAGAAGAGGUAUGAUCCAACCUGUAGACACCAACUAUGAGGGGGAGGUGUUGUCAUGUACAGUUAACCACAUGGUAAUGGAUCUUAUCAGGUACAAAUCCUUUGAGGAUAAUUUCGUCAUUGUCGUGAAGUAUUUUGAAUCAACUCUACUGCUUCCUGACAAGGUUCGCCGAUUGUCCCUCCAGUUCGGAGGUUCAAAAAGCGCAAAGAUACCAGAAAGCAUCAGAAUUUCCCAAGUUCGAUCACUUUUAUUUUAUGGAUCCUCCAGAUGUGUACCUUCCAUUCUGGAUUAUGGCCUUCUCCGAAUUCUGAUUCUUCAUAUUUGGGCUGAUGAAGACCAGAUGAGUUUUGACCUCACUAGAAUCGUUGAACUAUUUCGACUGAGAUAUCUGCUUGUUGAGUGUAAUAUCACCAUCAAUUUGCCAGACAAGAUUCAAGGAUUACGAUACUUGGAGACACUGCAUUUAGAUGGAAGACUAUCUGCUGUUCCAUCAGAUAUUGGUAAUUUGGAGAAUAUACGGCACCUCCGCCUUCCAAUCCAGGCUAAUGUGAGGGAACUUGGAGGUCUGACCAAUCUCCAGGAUCUUCAUCUCACCCUUUCUACAGCACAGCCAGUUGAGAAUUUGGAGGUUACCAUGAAAUACCUUGGCUCAAUUCUCCACAAACUCAACAACCUCAAGUCUAUAAUUCUGGCAUCUGCACGUUCCUGUCCUGUAAAUACUUCGAGUGUGAGCAUUUCAUGUGUUGGCUUGAGCAACGUGUCUCCUGCUCUGGCCCAUCUCGUGAGACUUGAGUUAUUGCCACGGAUUUGCAUCUUUCCCAGCCUCCCGAACUGGUUUAAAACACUGGACAAACUCUUCACUCUGAAGAUAGCAAUCAGAGAGUUGUCGAACAGUGAUAUUGAUAUCGUUAAAGGGUUACCUGCCCUCGCUGCUUUCUCGCUGUGCAUCCAGACAGCGCCUGCAGAGAGGAUUGUCUUUGGCAAGGCUGGAUUUUCAGCUCUCAAGUACUUCAAGUUGAGGUGCAGUAAACUGUUGCUGAAAUUUGAGGCUGAUGCAAUGCCUAAUCUUCAGAAGCUCAAGCUAGUCUUCAAUGUUCAGGAAGUGCAGCAGCAUGGAGCUGGAGCUAUCUGCAUCGAGCACUUGGCAGGGCUUAAAGAGAUAUCCGCAAAAAUUGGGGGUGCAGGUGCUGCUGGCACAGAGUCUGCCUUGAGGAUUUCUGUUAGCAAUGAUCCAAAAAAUCCAAAAAUCAAUGGUCAGCUGGUGAACUGGAAUUUCUGUGCCGACGAAGAUGGGAUUAUCGCGGCACCAGACCGAGCAGCUCUGAUUAUGGAAGAACGAGGUGAGAUCCUGGAGGAAAACACAGAAUAUGAGUACAAAAGAGAAGAUGGGGACCGACAACCUGAUAGCGGCAUUUCUACGCUGCUGGAGCCCUCUGUCCCGUUCCCUGAGAGACCCACCGACCGGCCACAUGGCCAGAGGCUCCUUUCUGCGUGGUCCAGGGCCAGGCACACCUUGAAAGCUGUGCCCCGCACCUUGAAAGCCGGCAAUGAGGGCCACGGUGUUGGGAGUGUAAAAUUAUUCAGCUAUAAGGAGUUGGAUAGGGCAACUGCAAGAUUUCACCAAUCCAAUAAGAUUGGUGAGGGAGGUUAUGGACCAGUGUAUAAGGGAACGCUCAAGGAUGGAACAGCUGUUGCAGUAAAGGUGCUCUCUUUGCAGUCUAGGCAAGGCGCGAAGGAAUUUCUUAGUGAACUUAUGGCGAUCUCUGAUAUUUCCCAUGAGAAUCUUGUCAAACUUUAUGGCUGUUGUGUGGAAGGAAGCCACAGGAUCCUUGUCUAUAAUUAUCUUGAAAAUAAUAGCCUUGCACAAACCCUUCUAGGUUCUCAGCGUAGCAGCAUCCAGUUCAAUUGGAGAACUCGGGUGAAUAUUUGCAUUGGUGUUGCCCAGGGACUAGCAUACCUCCACGACGGUAUCCGGCCUCACGUUGUCCAUCGUGACAUCAAAGCAAGCAAUAUACUUCUCGAUAAGGAUCUUACCCCGAAAAUUUCUGAUUUCGGCUUAACAAGGCUUCUACCUUCAGGUGUAGCACAUAUUAGCACAAGAGUCGCAGGAACACGAGGUUACUUGGCUCCUGAAUACGCCAUCCGAGGACAAGUGACACGGAAGUUAGAUGUUUACAGCUUUGGUGUUCUGCUGAUAGAAAUAGUCAGUGGAAGAUGCAACACUGAUACAAGACUGUCGUACGAAGAUCAGAUUCUUCUUGUGAAGACAUGGGAAUACUAUGACCAGGGGCAACUGGACAAGAUCAUCGACAGCUCGCUGGGCGACGACCUGGACGUCGACGAGGCGUGCAGGUUCCUGAAAGUGGGGCUCUUGUGCACGAAGAACGUCACGAAACGCCUGCCCGAUAUGUCGACGGUGACCCGCAUGCUGAGGGGCGAGGAGGACAUGGAGUCGCAGGAGAUCAUUAAGCCCGACGUGAUCCGGGACAUCAUGGACCUGAAGCUGAGGAGCAAGGCCACGUCAUCGUCGCUGCUGACCUCAGCCGUGGGGCAGUCCUCCCCGUCGUCGUCGUCCAUGGGCAACACCACCCGCGCCUCCAGCACCUUCACCGCGACAUCGGACCGCCCCUGACUGACGAGUUAUGCCGGGAGAAAAACGGAUACACCGAGGGGGAGGGGGGAGACCGUACGGACGGCAGAGCAAACUGUGGAUAGGUAGUGUAGGGCAGCCCACAUUUUUCUUCUUCCUUUUUUUGUGCUUGUAUGUUCUUUGUGGUAUAGCUUUCAUCAUACUUCCAUUUACUCCACUUGAUUGUUUUGCGUAUAAAAGGGUUAUCCGGAUA